Messenger RNA from Verruconis gallopava, 4335 nucleotides. RefSeq lists its product as uncharacterized. The record is from RefSeq and is a predicted model, not a curated record. Bases 196 to 2148 code for a protein of 650 amino acids. The transcript has 2 exons. Gene Ontology annotation, biological process: ubiquitin-dependent protein catabolic process. Gene Ontology annotation, cellular component: nucleus. Gene Ontology annotation, molecular function: ubiquitin binding; ubiquitin protein ligase binding. Lineage: Eukaryota; Fungi; Ascomycota; Dothideomycetes; Venturiales; Sympoventuriaceae.
GCAAACUCGCCGCUGGAAUGCCCUUACACUUUCACCACUUGAACAUCUUCACAGAGGCCCCCCAGCUUUCAGCAUUCUCUGCCGCCGUCCUGUCUUAUUCACCAGUCAAGCUUUCAAUUCAGUCGCCGUUCAACCCUCAACCAAAAACAUCACCGUGCUGCGUCGUUUCACAAAGCCGAACGCAGCUGUCCCACCAUGAUACUUCGAUUUCGUGGCCGAGAUGGCCAGUUCAGACUUGAUGUUUCGCCCACAGACAGCUUUGGCGCUCUUGCUCCUCGCAUAGCGGAGAAUCUGCCCAAGAAUACAGAUCUAUCAUCUCUCAAGCUGUCGAAUCAUCCGCAAGGCGGGGACGCCCGAAGAUUCGAGGACAUCAAGCACAUCCAGGUAGGCCAGGUCGGCUUCAAAAAUGGCGACCUCCUGUUCCUCCAGUAUGAACCCCUGCGAGAGGUCUCGAACGGCAACUCUAUUCCCGCUCCUAGCGCAAAUCGAAUCAGCGGGCGUCCCGUUGACCCUUCAGAAGCACGUCCUUCCGUCGCCAUCGGCUCGCCAACAAAGGUCAUAAAGAAUCCAUGGGAAGUGGUCAAGCAGUCUGCUCUGGAUGAUGCGUUGGACAAGAAGGACGGCAAAAUUGUAAGACCAAAGGAUGCAAAGAUGUGCAGACACGGUCCGAAGGGCAUGUGUGACUACUGCAUGCCUCUAGAACCGUAUGAUCAGAAAUAUCUAGAUGAGAAGAAGAUCAAGCACAUGUCAUUUCAUGCGUAUUUGCGGAAAGUGAACACGGGCAAGAACAAGCCUGAGCUUGGAAGCUCGUUCAUGCCGCCGCUCAGCGAGCCAUUCUACAGAGUACGGCCCAACUGCCCAUCAGGACAUCCUCCUUGGCCAGAGGGGAUCUGCACGAAAUGCCAACCUAGCGCGAUAUCGCUCCAACAGCAGCCAUACCGUAUGGUCGAUCAUGUUGAGUUCGCAACCCCAGAUCUCAUCAACGGCUUUCUAGACUUUUGGCGUCAAACGGGCUGCCAGCGGCUGGGCUACCUAUAUGGCCGUUACGAAGAGUACACAGAAGUUCCCCUAGGUACGAAAGCUGUGGUAGAGGCCAUUUACGAACCGCCACAAGUUGAUGAAGUAGAUGGUCUGUCAUUAGGCGAGUGGGAGAACAGAGAGGCAGUGGACGAAGUUGCCAAACAGUGUGGCAUGGAACAAGUCGGCGUCAUCUUCACUGACUUGACAGACAGCGGUGCAGGAGACGGAAGUGUCAUCUGCAAGCGUCAUGCUGACUCUUACUACCUCUCCUCCCUCGAAGUGGUCUUUGCUGCACAAGAACAAGCAAAGAAGCCCCGUCCAACGAAAUGGAGCGACACCGGGAAAUUUGGCUCCAACUUCGUUACGUGCGUUGUCAGUGGCGAUGAAGAUGGUCAGAUCGCCAUAUCGUCAUAUCAAGUCUCGAAUGCGACGACAGAAAUGGUCCGAGCGGAAAUUAUCGAACCAUCGGCUGAUCCUGGGGUUAUGCUUGUGCAAACAGAAGAGGAUGACGAAAAGCUUGGUCGAGCACGCUAUAUUCCCGAGGUAUUUUACCGUAAGAUCAACGAAUACGGUGCAAAUGUUCAGGAGAAUGCAAAACCAGCGUUCCCUGUUGAGUAUCUUCUCCUUACUUUGACACAUGGGUUUCCCACGACUCCAAACCCUCGUUUCGUAUCGAAUACUUUCCCCAUUGAGAACCGUCAACUGAUAGGUCAGAGUCAAGAUCUAAGUUCGGUUGCUAAAACUCUCAAGUCGGGUGGUUCGUCGACCAGAGGCAAGAUUGACCCGAAGACUCUUUCCGACUUCCAUUUGCUGUGCUUCUUGCAUGGUCUUGGCGUCUUAAGCAAGGACGAAGAAGCACUAGCCUGCAAAGUCGCAAUAACCCGUGAUCUCUCAGACAGCAUGCAACUCAUGCACUGCCCGGGCUGGGCGACGCUCAUGACAAUCCUCGAAUCAAGUGGUGAGAGACCUCCCAAGCGGCCCUACGACACGCACGCUGGCUUUGAACCACCACAUCAUGAUCUCAAUGGUCAACACAACGCCAACGCUGCUGCUGUCGCUGGCUCUGCACAAGCCCCUAUCAAUAUAGAUCAGCUGGCUAAGAGAGUCAAACGGAGCAGCCUAGGAUGAGAGAGGACCCGCAAAUGCGGUGCGCGAGGCUUUCUCACACGUCCAAAAGCUUGCUUCUUAGGUCACACCCGUCGUCGCCCCAGCCAGACUUCACCAUUUUGAUGAGCAGGCAAUUGGUCCCGAUUUUUUUCCGCAAACUGCUUUCGACAGCAUGUGAAUGAUAUAGGCACUUAUAUUUAACAAGAGCAGCACAAUGCUGCCUAAGGGUUUCACUCACGCAGGCAAUCCAAAAUGGAAAGAUCUAAAUCUUGGUAGACUGGUAGAGGAGAGUGCAAAAUUCAGAUGCCCGACUAUCCUGCGCCUAUAGUACACCAAAGAGCUGGUUCAAGGAAGUGUAUUUAAAGGUCAUCUAAAGUUGCAUGUCACGAAUCUGGGUGCCACGAGCUAUGCACUUCUCAUGCUCAUUUACAUUCUUUGGCGAGCCACAGACUUCAGAACCUCCCUUUUUGCUAUCUAUUUCUCUGUCUUGGGUGGUGGGGUGCCGCCAGUCGUUGGCAGGCCCAUGAAGAUCUUGAAGUAGUCUUUCAUACGUCAGUAAUGGAUUUACACGCCUGGUAAAGAAAGGUUAGACUGACCAUAGAUCAUCCACUGAAGGCCGGUGAGGGUGCCAAUCAUGACAAUCCUGACAGGCAAGCCAUUCCAGAGACCCAUGAAUCCAAUUUCCUUGUAAAUUCUGGCGGUGGCAGCUCCAAAGCCUUCGCCAGGCUGCCUAUUCGCGUUGAGUUUGGACACCAUAACGUCGGCCGGGUGUGAGACAAUGGCGCACAGGAUACCGGCGAUGUAGCCACCAGCAAACGAGACGCCCGUCUGAGCGGCCUUUCCGUAAUCUUCCUUUUUACCUGGCAGGCGCUUAUAGAUCAUCUCGACGGCCGUCUCAAAACUGGCGAACUUCAUCAUCGUAUAUGGAAUCUGGCGUCCCCAUAACGGAUAUAGACCUUUGUACAGGCCCUUCACGCCUUCCUUGGCCGUGAUGAUGCUGUAACCUUGGAGUGUACCCUUCGCGAACGGCGGAAUGGUGGUCUGCAUUCUGACCUUGAUGGCCUCAAAGGGACACAGCGCAACGUCAGCGAUGAAUUCAGCCGAAGCAGAAGCAGUCAGGUACAGGGCUGUCUUGUAUCUGUACGCGUUCUGUUCGCCGACCAAGUCGGCAUAGAACUUCUUGAAGAAUUCAUAGCCGCCGUACUUGAAGGCUCCCUGCGCGGAAUAACCCCAGAAGGUUGGGCCCCAGCCGGUGUAGAUGCCGCGGAAGCCCUCUGCGCGCCCGAUUUUGGCCCAUGCCUCAAAGUUGCCCUUGUACAUCUUGGGAUCAACCUGUCGGCGGCAUUUGACAAGAUCGAGAGGCGUGACGGCCGUGUGCGUAAGGCCCUGCACGUUUUAAGGUUUAGCUCUGUAGAGAAUUGGGUCUGUAGGAUGGUCACGACGUACGCAAGCCAGCAGUCCUCCAAAUGUGCACGCGGCGUAGUACUUUGCACUGUACAGUUCGAUUUUGCCAACCUUCUCCUGCGCCUUCGCACUGGCCUUCUCAUACUCCUUAACCGCCUUGUCGCUCACUUUCGCAGCCUUGGCCUUGACGUCGUCCGCAGUGCUCCAGGCCGACCAGACAUGUUCUGGAGCUUCGCGAGGUGUACGGCGAGGCUGAAGGAAAGAAGCCGGGCUUGAGGCAGAGAAUUGAGCGCUGAGCGCGCUUGCCGUUGGGAAUACGAUGGGCAUGGCUAUCUCCCUCCUAUUCACUUUCUGUGCUUCGGAGCCCUUAUAUGAGCCAAAGAAGAAAGGCGAAUUGAGUACAACGUUUCAGAGCUAGGUCGAAUGCUUUGAAGUGGAGAGCUUCCCGCGAUGUGGGGCUCGAUACAAGUAUUGACGUUAGCGCAGGCAAGCGGCGGCUGGGAGACUUGGGGCUUCGAUCGAAGGAGUUAAGAAGACGAUGAGAAAGCGAUUGCCAGCUCCCCUGAAGCUUCUGAGGCAAGUGUAGACUCGCUUUGCUCAGGUACGUAUGUGCAAGACAAGGUGUUGUCUGGCUCAUCUCCGCACGUCGUGUCAAUAUGGCGAGAUAGACGUUCCCCAUAUAUCUCAAUUACAUCAUCGUGUGGCCCGAGCGCUGUCCUAUCUCUUCCAGGACCACUCGCUUCGACUGUGAAAGAACUGAUCUCGAGGAAUUCAUUUGUAUUCAGGUCCAAGCAAGUAGCAAAG